Molecule: messenger RNA, 1878 nt
Organism: Vicia villosa (hairy vetch)
Lineage: Eukaryota; Viridiplantae; Streptophyta; Magnoliopsida; Fabales; Fabaceae
Exons: 4
Coding region: 1-1878 (625 amino acids)
Source: RefSeq, a predicted model, not a curated record
AUGACACUUAAAAGACUACCAUCAGAACUAGAAUCCGUUCGUAACCAGAUUUUAUCAGGUACUAUUGUUCCUAGCUAUGAUACAGUUAGUGAACAAUUGUUGCGCUUGGCUACACCUCAUGAGUUUGGUCUGGUUUCUCCUCUAUCUAUUGCUGCUCCAACACCAGGUGACACUGCCGCCCUUGCAUCUCUUGGAAACAAUCAAAAUCGCCUUCGAGGAGGGUCAUCCAACUCCAAACCUCGUCCUAAGUGUGACCAUUGUAAUCGGCUUGGGCAUACUAUCGACCGUUGCUGGAAGCUGCAUGGCAGACCUCCACGUCAGGUAAAUGCAGCUCAAAUUGUUUAUCCUGAUACUAUGCAGACUUCACCUUCACUUCAAAAUCCUACGCCAAGCUACGACGAUUUUCUCAGGUGGUGUAAGACUAAUCAGAACUCUGGUUCCACGACUUCGGUUGCACACAUUGGUAAUACAUCUGUUUGCCUCUCUCAAUCAUCUCCUCUUGGUCUUUGGGUCCUCGAUUCUGGUGCGUCUGAUCAUGUUACCGGUAAUAAAGGUUUUUUCUCUUCCAUCUCUACCUCUGGUUUCUUACCUAGUAUAAACGCCGCAAAUGGUUCUCAAACCCAAUCCCAAGGGAUUGGUACUGUUCAAAUCCUACCAUCUCUCUCUAUUGCUUCUGUCCUAUAUGAUCGGAGUUCGGGGAAGACGAUUGGCGUCGGAUGUGAGUCUCAAGGCCUCUACUACUUCUAUGCGUCAUCCACCACAAGCUCUGCCACAGAUUCUCCACUCAUUAUACAUGCGCAGUUAGGUCAUCCAGGUCUUCCCAAGCUCCAAAAGAUGGGAUAUCGUUGCUACUCACAUACUCUACAACGAUACCUCAUAUCGGCCGAUGUUACCUUCUUCGAGUCAAUUCCAUACUUCGAGUCCAGCCAAGUAACUCCGGAACCCCUUCAGGAAAGUACUCAUACACCUCUUUCGGAAGUCUCAUUUCCCCUUAUCCCCCACCAUUCUAGCCUUACGGUUGUCCCUCCCACUACUCGCCCAUUUCAAACAUAUCAGCGUCGCCAACCCACUUUUGUCGUACCUAUUCCUGAGGCAGUACCUGUCCCUGAGGUCAUUACAGACUCUCCUCCGACGUCUUCGCCAACACCGGAUCCGAUCCCACAACCUGAGUCAGAUCUUUCGAUUGCUCUUCAAAAAGGUAUACGUCAAACACGAAAUCCUUCUCCAUAUUAUAUUGAUUUAUGUUAUCAUCGUCGUUCUCCUUUGCAUUAUACUUGCUUGUCUUCUUUGUCUUCUGUUUCUAUUCCUAACACUCCAGGUAAAGCAUUAUCUCACCCUGAGUGGAGGCAAGCAAUGAUUGACGAAAUGUGUGCUCUUCAAAGUAGUGGUACUUGGGAACUGGUUCAUCUACCCCUUGGGAAAUCGUUAGUAGGUUGUCGUUGGCUUUACGCAGUGAAGGUUGGUCCAGAUGGUAAGAUUGAUCGUUUUAAAGCUCGUUUUGUAGCCAAAGGAUACACUCAGAUUUUUGGGUUGGAUUAUAGUGAUACUUUCUCGCCUGUAGCCAAGAUGGCAUCUGUUCGACUUCUUCUAGCCAUUGCAGCCAUUCGACAUUGGCCUCUUCAUCAACUUGACAUCAAAAUGCCUUUUUACAUGUCUCCGAGAGCUUGGUUUGGCAUAUUCAGCACUGUAGUACAACAGUUUAGUAUGGUUCGUAGUGAAGCUGAUCACUCUGUGUUUUAUCGUCACUUUGCCCAAGGGUGUAUCUAUCUUAUUGUAUAUGUGGAUGAUAUUGUGAUAACUGGCAAUGAUCGUCAAGGAAUACUCCAGUUGAAACAACAUCUCUCGAAUCAAUUUCAAACAAAAGAUCUUGGGAAUUGA